AUGUCCAUCAACUGGGUCAUGCUCACAGCAGAUGGCAAGGACAUCGUCCCUCUGCAGAAUGAGACUGUCUUCUUCCGCGAACAUGGAGUCCGCUUCGAACUCGAUAGUUCCAAUGGAGGAUACCCUGGUGCAGGGAACUCGUACUCGGCCAAGAGCGGCACCAUACUGUUGACGAACCAGCGCAUCGUCUUCAUCUCUGCCACACCAACCCCCUACUUCACAACAGCCUCGCUGCCCAUCGACAAAGUUCAGGAUAGCAAGCUGGCCCAGCCUUGGUUCUCGGCGGCUACCUUCAAGGCUGUGGUCAUGCCUGUCCCCGGGGGCGGAAUGGCCCAGCCCGCUCGCCUCGCCAUUUCUUUUACCAGCGGAAACAUCCAUGAAUUCGAGUCUCAGUAUCGAUCGCUCAGGGAGCGAUUACAAGAGUUGGAUGGCGCCGCGCCGGAUCAUCUGGAACAGCUGCCCAUGUACAACCCACCCUCGGGACCCGUCCCAACCUCGACCUACACCUGGUCCUCUUCCUCUGCCGAUCAAGGAACCUCGGGAACUAGACCUGCACCCACCUCGACCGCCUCUGCGCCCUUGCCUCUGCCUGUUCCUCACGCCCAACCAUAUAUCGUGGCACCAGCACCGAUACCUACCGCGACUACAGGGUACCACACGACAAGCGCCCCAGGAUACAAUGCGCCUCCACCCCCACAGCCCUUGCCUGCCCCAACUCCAUCGGACUUGCCACCAAGCUAUGAUGAGAUCCGUUAG
Messenger RNA from Linnemannia hyalina, 756 nucleotides. The record is from the annotation of a GenBank genome assembly. Lineage: Eukaryota; Fungi; Mortierellomycota; Mortierellomycetes; Mortierellales; Mortierellaceae.